Hordeum vulgare subsp. vulgare (domesticated barley) is the source of this 681-nucleotide messenger RNA. RefSeq lists its product as uncharacterized. NCBI's taxonomy places the organism in Eukaryota, Viridiplantae, Streptophyta, Magnoliopsida, Poales, Poaceae. The coding region runs from base 267 to 575 and encodes 102 amino acids. The transcript is spliced from 2 exons. The record is from RefSeq and is a predicted model, not a curated record.
UUAAGGGUAACGAGAAGUGCUAAAAUGUAAGUACACGAAGAGAUAAGAUUCUCUCGUUGUUCUGUGUACAACCACAAACUUGAUUCGGUUGGCUUUGGCUGUGCAUAGAAGAAAUCCCCAUCUUGAAGAAUUUGGGAGGGAUGUCGCGUCGCUGAUUGAAGGCCAUCCUGCUACCCCAUGGGUUGUCUUCACGCUAGGCGCCGGCCGUUGGCCGCUGCCGUCCGCUGGACGCCGCUUGGGGCACUGGCGCACUGCGCUGCCUCCCCAUGGAGGGCCGCGACCUCGGGUCGCUGCGCCGCGCUGCCGACCGUCCUGUCAGCCGGGAGGGCAAGGCCCCGCCGUCGCGCUACGUGCAGGGCACUACGCGUUCGAUGGAGUCGUUGUGCGUCGAGGGAAUAGCGCCGCGUCGGAUGCGGCAUCCGAGAGGUGGAGGACGCAGUCGUCGCCAAACGCCGAGAGGCAUCUCCGUUGAUUCCUGCCAUGAAAGAGAGACUAAUCGAAUCGGCAGCGCCGCAGCGGCAGAUAUGCUCCUCUUCUCCGUCUGGCUUUUUCUCAACAGGGAGCAAAAGUGUUGAUAACGUGUGAAAGAAUAAAAGGAAAGAGAGAGAGCAAAUGAUGUAUCAGUUAUCUCGUUGAUUGAAGUUUUGGGUAUAUAUACCCCGCUACAAAGGCGGUUUACAA